GUGCAUCGGCGCUACUCAACGACCGGCUCAAACACGGAGCUUCACCUUCUUUCUGCAUCUGAACUCGAGGAUACAGUAGCCAACGUCGUUUCUCAGUUUUUGCACCUCCCAGUGCCAAAGGAUCAAGCUGAGCCGCAGCCAACUACAGAAGCAAGGAGGCCAAUCAUUAAAGAACCAGAAGAGGGAGGAAAGGCUUUGAACGGGAUCUUAGGUAAAAACCUUGUACCUCGUCUCCAAAAGUUGAGAGUUCUGGACAAGAUGAUCGGCGAACGAACAGCACUGGUGGAACGAUUUGACGCGAACUUGGUCAAGCAGGAAAUUGCUCGUAAAAGAGCGUUUAUCUUGAAGUGUCGGAUGGCCAAAGAUGGCAAGACUCGUGAAGUAGCCACACAAUUCGAGAAGAAGACGUCGUCGUCAGACUCCUCCACGACAUCUGAAAGUGCUGGAACAACCUCGGAAAGCAGUGAGGAAUCAGAAGAGUCCGAAGAGACAGACGAGUCACAGGCGACUUCUACUGAAGAGUCAUCAGCAAGCGAGAGCAGAACCUCAUCAUCAAGGGAGACGAUUCUGAGAAAAAAUUCCUCCGCCGUACCGGUGGGCAAACAUUCGCCCAAGAAGGACGAUAGGGACACAGAGGAACCACCGACAGUUCCUUCACCGACUAGUCUCUACCUCAAACAACUUCGUGAGAAAAUUCUCAAAGAGCGUAUGGAGAAAAUCUAG
This is a messenger RNA of Cooperia oncophora, 723 nucleotides long. NCBI's taxonomy places the organism in Eukaryota, Metazoa, Nematoda, Chromadorea, Rhabditida, Trichostrongylidae. The record is from the annotation of a GenBank genome assembly.